GUCAAAGAGUCUUUACAAUUACCCAUGACUCUCCUGAAACGUAUGACCUGUCUCUGGCCUUGGCGUGUAGCGCGGUGCUGCUAGUUGUGUGCCGGGUGUAGGACUGAAUAACGUGAUCUAGCUAGUAUUCCUGACCGAGAAGUCUGCUAGUAAACUGGGAACCGUUACAUCGGAGCUGAGCCACAAUGCUGAAAUGUAGAACUGUAUGGAAAAAGCUUGCACCACUUGCUAGAGCUUCCUCAACUGUGUGCCGACAGAAUGUGAGAAGAACAGGGUUAAACAAUAGCAGAAUACCAGCAUGUGUACCUGUGGCUCACAUGUCCACCGGGCCUGCAGGGGGAGGCAGGGAAAACCAGCUGUACAUCCUUCUGGUUGGAGCAGCCUGCGUUGGUGGUGCAAUAUAUACAUACCGAACUGUCAAGGGAGACAGCCAAAGAUAUCAAGACCGUAUUGAUGAAAUUUCAUCCAGACCAUAUAAAAGAGCCACAGAAGAACCAGCCACCCUCAUCCAGUCAGAGCCUCCUGUCAUCCCAGAGCCAGAACCUGAAGCAGCACCGUCACCAGAACCUCAAGCAGCACCUUCACCAGAAGAGCCAAGCCCCCCGGCCCCUGAUGCUGAAGUAGUGGCUCCCAUUGAAACAACUGAACCACCCCCAGCAGAUGAGCCAGUAGUAGAAGCAUCCCCAGAAGAGUCAGCAGAACCACCUGCUGCUCCUGUAGUUGAGGAGGAACCAUCACCCCCUUCUGAGCCGUCCCCAGCUGAGCUUACAGAGCCGCCCCCUGCACCUGUUGUGGAGAGUGAACCUGCAGCAGCAGAAAGCCCCGCAGCAGAGCCAACCGAGCCUCAACCUGAAGUUGUGGCAGAGAGUGGUGGCCCAGCACCUGCCUCUCUCAAGGUCCCCUCGCACACCCCCUACCUCCUUAUUGGUGGAGGUACCGCCUCUUUCGCUGCUGCCCGGUCUAUUCGAGCCAGAGACCCCGGUGCCAAGGUAUUGAUUGUGACUGAUGAGCCAGACCCUCCAUACAUGAGACCACCUCUCUCUAAGGAACUGUGGUUCUCUAAUGACCCCACUGUAACGGAAACACUGCGUUUCAAACAGUGGAAUGGAAAGGAAAGGAGUAUCUACUUCCAGCCACCUUCAUUCUACAUUAAUGCAGAAGAAUUGGAUGGUGCAGAAAAUGGUGGCGUGGCAGUUCUCACCGGCAAAAAGGUGGUUCACAUGGAUGUGAGAGGAAACAAAAUAAAACUGGACGAUGAUACCGAGAUUUCAUAUGACAAGUGUUUGAUUGCUACAGGUGGUGUGCCAAGGAAUCUACAGGUCAUUGAAAGAGCAGGAGAGGAGGUGAUGAAGAAGACAACGUUGUUCCGCAAGAUCGAGGACUUCAAAUCAUUGGAUAAGGUCUCCAGAAACAUCAAGUCCAUCACAAUCAUUGGAGGCGGCUUCUUGGGCAGCGAGCUGGCCUGUGCCCUCGGGAGGAGAUCAACGGAGUAUGACCUGGAGGUGGUACAGAUGUUCCCUGAGAAGGGCAACAUGGGAAAAGUGUUGCCUGAGUAUCUGAGCAACUGGACAACAGAAAAAGUCAAGAGUGAGGGUGUGAAAGUCAUAUCCGAAGCUUUGGUGAAAUCUGUGGUCUGCAAAGAUGAUAAGUUAGAAAUCAAGCUGAAGGACGGCCGAUUGGUGAAAACCGACCACAUUGUUGCAGCUGUUGGCCUGGAGCCCAAUGUUGACCUUGCUAAGUCAGCAGGUCUGGAGGUGGACUCUGACUUUGGUGGCUUUCGGGUCAAUGCAGAGCUGCAAGCUAGAUCCAAUAUUUGGGUGGCAGGAGAUGCUGCCUGUUUCUAUGACAUCAGACUGGGCCGCAGACGAGUGGAGCACCACGAUCAUGCCGUUGUAAGUGGAAGACUAGCAGGAGAGAAUAUGACCGGAGCCAACAAACCCUACUGGCAUCAGUCUAUGUUCUGGAGUGACCUGGGUCCAGAUGUAGGCUAUGAGGCGAUUGGGAUUGUUGACAGCAGCCUACCAACAGUAGGAGUGUUUGCCAAAGCCACUGCCAAAGAUACACCUAAAGCUGCUACCGAGAAGUCAGGAACUGGGAUCCGCUCAGAAAGUGAAACGGAGGACACAGCUAUUAGCCCAAUGGCCUCUUUAACGCCUGCUCCCACGGUUGAGCAGCACAAAGACGAGUAUGGAAAAGGAGUCAUCUUCUAUCUGAGAGACAAAGUAGUGGUGGGCAUUAUCCUGUGGAAUGUGUUUAACAGGAUGCCAAUCGCAAGGAAGAUAAUAAAGGAUGGAGAGGAACACGCAGAUCUGAACGAAGUGGCCAAACUGUUCAACAUCCAUGAUGAUUAAAGAUGGUGGAGGCCGGCACUCAUUGUGGGAGAGGAGUUAAUCUUCAUGUGAUGUCUGAACUUUGGCAGCCAUUGCCACACUCUUGACGACAAAACUGAUCAUACAUACAAAGAAGUAGGAUUCAUGUAAAUUAUCUCAUGUCGCUGAAAUAUUUUUCAUGUUUGGAAUUUGUAUCUGCUGCACCGGUUUUGUUUGUUUUGUUUUCUUUUUCUAUCCAGGACAAAUCAUUUUCUCAUUUUCCACCAAACCUAUUGCUCAUGUUUUUGAAAAUCAUGUUCAAGAUGUGAUUGUGCUUUCCCUUCACCAGGCUAAAAAUGCUGAGCAUGGAUUAUUGUUUUCCUCUGUGUGAUCGGAGCAGCUUGUCGUGAGAGAAGCUGCAAUAAAAGCUAUUUUUCAAUUGGA
Messenger RNA from Perca flavescens (yellow perch), 2753 nucleotides. RefSeq names its product apoptosis inducing factor mitochondrion associated 1 (gene aifm1). Gene Ontology annotation, biological process: mitochondrial respiratory chain complex assembly; apoptotic process. NCBI's taxonomy places the organism in Eukaryota, Metazoa, Chordata, Actinopteri, Perciformes, Percidae. The record is from RefSeq and is a predicted model, not a curated record. Gene Ontology annotation, molecular function: NAD(P)H oxidase H2O2-forming activity; protein dimerization activity; FAD binding. Gene Ontology annotation, cellular component: cytoplasm; mitochondrion. Bases 186 to 2351 code for a protein of 721 amino acids. The transcript is spliced from 20 exons.